UCUCUCUCAUCAAUCAGUUCGAUAAGAGAGAAGAAAGAAUCCCUUUGCUGGUUUACGCUAACCUGAGAUCAGAAAAAGGACCCUUUUCUACUCUGCAUCUUCUCAUCUAAGGAGGGACCAUGAUUAAGUUGUUUAAAGUAAAAGAAAAGCAGAGAGAGCAAGCUGAGAACGCAAAUGGAAAGCCACCAGUCAAGAAACAAAGUCCAGGAGAGUUGCGUCUUCAUAAAGAUAUAAGUGAGCUAAAUCUACCCAAAACAUGUAGCAUAUCAUUUCCCAAUGGAAAAGAUGACCUCAUGAACUUUGAAGUCACCAUUCGGCCUGAUGAAGGAUAUUAUAUGGGUGGCACAUUUACGUUCUCUUUCAGUAUUUCUCCAAUAUAUCCUCAUGAAGCACCAAAGGUUAAAUGCAAGACAAAGGUUUACCACCCGAAUAUUGACUUGGAAGGAAAUGUGUGUCUCAACAUUCUUCGAGAAGACUGGAAGCCUGUGCUCAACAUUAACACCAUCAUCUAUGGCUUAUAUCAUCUGUUCACGGAACCGAAUCAUGAGGAUCCCCUCAAUCACGAUGCAGCUGCUGUAUUGAGAGACAACCCGAAGAUGUUUGAAUCCAAUGUCAGAAGGGCAAUGCAUGGGGGCUAUGUCGGGCAAACGUUCUUUACCCGUUGCAUGUAGCAUCUUCAAGACUGAAACAAUAGAGAGUCUGUAAAGUUUGGAUGCAAAUUAUUUCAGGUGAUCUUUCUGCAAAUGUCUUUAAAUUUACGUCGAACCAGAAAAAAAUUCCUGUAUGCUAAGUGUAACUCUGCAAUUUGUUUUUCGGAUACGUUCAUGUAUAAGUAAGACCAAUGUUGUA
Messenger RNA from Solanum tuberosum (potato), 849 nucleotides. RefSeq names its product NEDD8-conjugating enzyme Ubc12-like. The record is from RefSeq and is marked provisional. The coding region runs from base 120 to 671 and encodes 183 amino acids. The transcript has 6 exons. Lineage: Eukaryota; Viridiplantae; Streptophyta; Magnoliopsida; Solanales; Solanaceae.